GCUCAUAUUAUUUAACUAUCUCUCAGUUUCUCUCUCUCUCUUUCUCUCUCUCUACAAUGGGGCAAAAAAGCUUUUUGCUUCUUCACAUUUUGUUCGCUCUCACUUUGUCUCUAUACACCCACUCUGUUCUCAGUCGCACCUUAACGUCUCACAGCACCGCAGUUCUGGAUGUCUCAGCCUCCAUUCAACGAACCAGAGAUGUAUUCUCGUUGGCUCCCCAAUCUCUAAAUUCAACUCUGUUUCAACCAGAAGCAACCACUUCUUCUUCAUUUUCUCUCUCACUACACCCUCGAUCCUCUAUUCACAAAUCCAAAGACAAGGACUACAGGCUAUUGACUCUAUCUCGACUGGAACGUGACUCAGCGCGAGUCAAAUCGCUCACCACGAAACUCGAACUCGCCAUCAAUGCCGUCCACCAGUCGGACCUCAAUCCGGUGGAGACGUCGGUGGAACUUGAGGAGUUCGAGACACCGUUGACCUCCGGGGCGAGUCAGGGGAGCGGCGAGUACUUCUCGCGAGUUGGAGUCGGCCGGCCGGUGAAGCCCUACUACAUGGUCAUCGACACCGGCAGUGACAUCAGCUGGCUCCAAUGCCAGCCCUGUUCGGAUUGUUACCAACAGUCCGACCCGGUGUUCGACCCGUCCGCUUCCUCCUCCUACAGUCCUCUUUCCUGCAAUUCGAAACAAUGCUCGUCUCUCGAAGUUUCGGCCUGCAGUAGUGGUAAGUGUAUGUACCAGGUCGCGUACGGCGACGGAUCGUACACCGUCGGCGACUUCGCCACCGAGACGGUGUCGUUUGGCAACUCCGGAUCUGUGAAUAACGUCGCGCUUGGGUGUGGACACGAGAACGAAGGGUUGUUCAUCGGCGCGGCUGGGCUGCUAGGGCUCGGCGGCGGCUCGCUCUCGCUUCCUUCUCAGAUCAAAGCGUCGUCGUUCUCGUACUGCCUCGUCGACCGCGAUUCCCCAUCCUCGUCAACUCUGGACUUCAACUCGGCUUCUUCCGGUGGCUCUGUCACAGCUCCGUUGCUCCGGAACUCCAGAAUCGAUACCUUCCUCUACGUCGGACUAACCGGACUAGGCGUCGGCGGACAGAUGCUCUCGAUCCCGCCGUCAGUAUUCGCAGUCGACGAGAGCGGGAGGGGAGGAAUCAUCGUGGACUCGGGGACCGCCGUGACUCGGUUACAGACUCAGGCCUACGACUCGCUCCGCGACGCGUUCGUGAAGAUGACUCAGAACUUGCCGUCGACGAGUGGGUUUGCUCUGUUCGACACGUGUUAUGACCUGUCGUCGAUGACGAGGGUGAGCGUGCCAACGGUGUCGUUCCACUUCGCGGGAGGGAAAACGCUGUCGUUGCACCCGAAGAACUACCUGAUACCGGUUGACAACGCCGGGAAGUUCUGCUUCGCGUUCGCUCCGACGCAGGGGUCACUGUCGAUCAUCGGUAACAUACAGCAGCAAGGCACACGUGUCAGUUACGAUCUCGCCCAUUCACUAGUUGGGUUCAGUCCUGACACUUGUUGAGAAAAGCAAAGGACUCCAUAAAUAGGAUCGGUGUAACUCAUAAUUUCCUUUUUACCUUGACCAUAAAAAGAAGUGAGAAGGAAAUAUAUAUCAUCAACAUAUAUAUAUAUAUAUAUAUAUUUACAGUAUAUCUAUAUGUUACUCCGUAGUACUUAGUAGUAGUGUAAUUAAGAACGGGGCCGCCAAGUUGACAAGUUUGUGGGUGGAUGAAAGUGGGACCCAGCUAAAUAAGUAGGGAGGGGCUUGGCAGCUGGGAUGGGGGCUGUGAGCCUGUGAAGCCUGUGUUUAUACAUACAUCAUGAUUGUGAAAAGUAUAUGCAAUGUUGGUGGCAUGUAAUGCAAAUCAAUUGAAGAUUAGGGGCAAUGUGGUGACUGAGUGAGUUGUGCGAGCGUUAUGUUAUGUUAUGUUUCUUACGUUGGUCAAAAGACUGCAUGCAUGUUGACAUGAGUCUGGUCAAUUUGAAUUGGACGUGUCGUAAUAUAGAAUCUGUGAUUUGUUGACA
This is a messenger RNA of Cornus florida, 2023 nucleotides long. Its product is annotated as protein ASPARTIC PROTEASE IN GUARD CELL 1. Gene Ontology annotation, molecular function: aspartic-type endopeptidase activity. Lineage: Eukaryota; Viridiplantae; Streptophyta; Magnoliopsida; Cornales; Cornaceae. The transcript has a single exon. Bases 57 to 1520 code for a protein of 487 amino acids. Gene Ontology annotation, biological process: proteolysis. The record is from RefSeq and is a predicted model, not a curated record.